UCAAAAUAAAAGUAAUCAAGAGCAUAUAUUCUACGAAUUUUGAUGAUGUUUACAACAACGAUAAUCUAAAAUCAGAAGAUAUCUAAAUCUAGAUAUUUAGAUGACGUGUACGAUUUCAAUUAGUUACAACUAAAGUUGAUGAAAUUCUUUGUUGUAGAGAAAAGUGGAUAAUAUAUCAACAAAUAAGUUGAAGAAACUAAAGAUCAACAUCUUCCAAAGUAAACAUGAGGGCACUCAUUUUAGUUGGUGGAUAUGGAACGAGGCUUAGACCUUUAACUUUGAGCAGACCAAAACCGUUAGUAGAAUUUGCGAACAAACCAAUAUUACUACAUCAGAUUGAAGCUUUAGUGGAAGCAGGAGUUACAGAAGUUAUUUUGGCUGUUUCGUAUAGAGCUGAACAAAUGGAACAAGAACUUACUGUUGAAGCAACAAAGCUUGGGAUCAAUAUAAUUUUUUCACAUGAAACUGAACCCCUUGGAACUGCAGGUCCUUUAGCAUUAGCAAAAGAAUAUCUUGAAAAAAGUGACAAACCUUUUUUUGUAUUAAAUUCUGAUAUCAUAUGCGAUUUUCCCUUCAGAGAGUUAGCCAAAUUUCAUGAGGCGAAGGGUAAAGAGGGCACAAUAGUUGUUACAAAAGUGGAAGAACCUUCUAAGUAUGGAGUAGUUGUUUAUGAUAAGGAUAACUGUGUUGAAAAUUUUGUAGAAAAACCUCAAGAGUUUAUUUCUAAUAAAAUCAAUGCUGGUCUCUAUAUUUUGAACCCUGCUGUUCUAAAAAGAAUAGAACUGAGACCUACAUCUAUUGAGAAGGAGGUAUUUCCUGGUAUGGCCAAAGAAAAACAACUUUGUGCCUUUGAAUUAGAAGGAUUUUGGAUGGAUGUUGGCCAACCUAAAGAUUUUUUGACUGGCAUGUGCCUUUACCUAAAAUUUUUAAGAACUAAACGUCCAAGUCUCUUAUAUAAAGCACCAGGAGUUGUAGGAAAUGUCUUGGUAGACCCUACUGCUAAAAUUGGUAAUAACUGUCAAAUAGGACCAAAUGUUACCAUAGGACCAGGUGUUACAAUUGAAGAUGGGGUUUGUGUAAAGCGAAGCACAAUAUUAAGAGAUGUUAAGAUAAGGUCAAAUUCUUGGUUGGAAAGUUGUAUAGUAGGUUGGAGGUGCUCUGUAGGUCGUUGGGUGAGAAUGGAGGGUAUUACAGUACUAGGUGAAGAUGUUAUUGUAACUGAUGAAACGUACAUAAAUGGAGGACAAGUGUUGCCGCACAAGAAUAUUGUUAAUUCAGUCCCAGAUCCACAAAUUAUUAUGUAAUUCCAAAUUCAUCUUCAUUUAUUGAAUUUAGUGAUUGAAAGCAAAAAUGGAGAUGAUGCAAUUAUGCAAAUAUUGUUCAACAUUCCCAAUGACUUAUGAUUUUAGAUGGAAUAUUGUUUUAUAAUGUAAGGACAUUAUUUAUUUAUAAGGUGUUUUUUACUUGAAAACCUUUGAAUGUGUGCAAUUAAUUAAUUAAUAAAGUGAGGUUCUUAUCUGAAA
Harmonia axyridis is the source of this 1523-nucleotide messenger RNA. It is a transcript of the gene Gmppb, whose product is annotated as mannose-1-phosphate guanyltransferase beta. The transcript is spliced from 2 exons. Lineage: Eukaryota; Metazoa; Arthropoda; Insecta; Coleoptera; Coccinellidae. Gene Ontology annotation, molecular function: GTP binding; mannose-1-phosphate guanylyltransferase (GTP) activity. Bases 225 to 1304 code for a protein of 359 amino acids. Gene Ontology annotation, cellular component: cytoplasm. The record is from RefSeq and is a predicted model, not a curated record. Gene Ontology annotation, biological process: GDP-mannose biosynthetic process; cell wall mannoprotein biosynthetic process.